AUGUCAUACUUUUCCUCUCGUUCCAAUGUAUUGAGUGGAAGUGAAGAUCUUUCUCUCUUGAGUUCCCGUCAAGUCCCUUCAAAAGAAGAAUCCGAUUCUGACCAUUUAGUUGAUUUGAAACAUUCUCUCAAGGAUUUAUCUUCUUUUGCAUUAUACGAAAGGAUUGAACAACAACAUUUAAAGCAUUCUGAUUUGUUUAAAUUAUAUUGUCAGAGUAUUGCUCCAAAUUCGAUACCUCCUUUAACUGUUUCUAACACUAGUAAUUCAUCAUCAUCAACAACACCAUUACUUGUUCACUCUCGUUCCGAGAAUAGUUUACUUUCGAAUUCUUCAUCCAACAAUGUAUACAAAUCACUAUUAGAAAUGGUAAACUCCAAUGAUAUUCUCUUUUCCAUUGUUAUUUGGAUUGCCACUCAAAUCCCACUCAGUCAAAGAUAUUCGAAAAGUUUAAAAAAGAAUUUUGACAAAGUUUUCACAUGCAAGACUUUUAUUUCUCUCUUAACUUCACAACUUCACAAACAACAAAUGCUCUACUUUCCAAGUAUAAACUAUGCUGGAAUUAAGAGUCAUAUGGAUAUUGUUGAGAAAAUCAAUUCACUCUACAAGAUAUUUAAUCCAUCGAAUCAACUGCAGCAACAAUCAGUACUUUCGUAUAAUGAUGAAUCAUUCUCUUUUAAACAAGCUUGGUCAAAGGUUCAGGCUGAAACUUUUGGUCAAUUUCUAUUAGAAAUUGGAAUUAUUCAAAAUAUUAAGCCAGAGAAGAAGAGAAAAUUUGCAGAGAGGUCUCACUAUUACAUGUUUAGUAUAGAAACCAUCUUGUACUAUGCUGAAUUGUUUUUUGAAGAUAAGGUUUCAAGUCAACAACAACAAAAUGUUCUCAAUCAAUUCAGAAAUCCAAGUUUUAAUGAUAGUGGCUUUACUGCAUUUUCACAAAAUGUAAAUUCUCCAUUCUUGUCCAAUAUUUCAGCUGCCUCAAUGCAUUUGGUUUCAAUUGGACAAAAUUUACAAAAGAGUUCCUUAUUGAAUUUGAUUGUUUCUCAGGAGAGAGAAUUUGAAAUGAUUCAGGGUCAUAUUAAGAAAACUCAUGAAGAAAUUGCUCAAGAGUCUAAUUCUAGUGGCUCAUCAUUGGAUGUUACUUCUCCGAGAAGUGGAGAAUCACCAUCACAACUCAGUGAUGCCACAAGUAGUGCAUUCUCAUUGGUAUUUAGACAGGACCAUCAACGAUCCAAAUCGAGAGAUUUUGCCAGAACUGCACCAAAAGUUAAUCACCACAGAAUGAGCACCAAUUUAAGUUUAAAUACUGAUCAGAUUUGGAAUCAACCAAAAGAUUUGGAACUCAAAGAGGUCAUUAGAGGAAAGAAUCAACACUUAUUCGAAACUCCAACCUUGUCACCUCGUUCUAGAUUUUACGAAGAAAAUGGAAUCAAGGCCAAGAUUCAAUCCGUUCAACAAGCUCUCAAUAAUCCAACUAUCAAUGAGGAAUUCACACAAUAUUGCACCAAGGAUCAUUCAGAGGAAAAUAUUCUUUUCUGGAAGGAAAUUCAAUCCUAUAAAAGGAUCCAAUCUCCAAGUGAAAGAAAGCUAAAAUUCAAAGAAUUGGUUUCUCAAUUUGUGUCAAGCAAUUCUCCACAUUCUACUCCAGUCAAUUUAGAAUCAAAGAUUGUAACAAGCUUUUUAACACUUGCUGAGGAAAAUGAGGAAAAUAUUUCAUUCUUUUCCACUGAAGUUUUCAAUGAAUUGGAAUGGUUGGUCGUCAAUAAUUUGAAAGACACCUUUACAAGAUUCAACGAUGAAAGAAAUAAGGAAAUAGAUUCUCAAAUUGAUGAAUUACAACAAAAUCUCAGACUUGAAGCAAUCAAGAAGGAGCAACACUCAAAGAGUUUCCUCUCCCAAGUAGCCAGUGCCAUUGGUCGUAAGAAGACAAACAGUACAUCAACAAAUAAUGCACACAACAAUCUCAUAAUACCACCUCCAAAGCUACAAGUUGCAGUUGAGGAAAACAAGAAGGAAAUGGAAAGAGUACCAGCGCAUGAGUAUUGCACUCUUGAGGCUGUUCUUUGCAGUCCCAAUGCCAGAAAACAAUUUAGAAUAUUCUGUAAGAAGGAGCAUGCUGAGGAGUACAUUUUGUUCUUGGAUUCCGUUGAUGAGUACAAGACAUUUACAGGAAAACUCGACAGAUGCAAGAAGGCACACGAAAUUUUCAAUAUAUUUAUUGAGCUACCAACUUCUGGAUCAUUCCUACAUGAAGAGGAUGUUCGUACUCUCGACUGUACAAAAGAUGAAAGAGAAACCAUACGUAAAAAGUUAGAUAGUGGUGAAUUGGAAAUGUUUGAUGCUGUAGUAAUCAGUAUUCAAAAUCAAAUGUUGGAUGUUUACAAUCGUUUUGCAACAGCUCAAAUGGAAUGGAAAGCAAAGAAAAUGCUAAUGUAAAAUGUUCAAUAUUUUCAUCAAUCAAUGUAAAAUAAAUAAUUUCUUUAAAUCCAA
Molecule: messenger RNA, 2484 nt
Organism: Naegleria gruberi
Lineage: Eukaryota; Heterolobosea; Eutetramitea; Acrasida; Naegleriidae
Product: RGS domain-containing protein
Exons: 1
Coding region: 1-2430 (809 amino acids)
Source: RefSeq, a predicted model, not a curated record